GCGUUCUCCUUUCCAACGGCCAUCUCGGCCUUCUCUCUGUCGGAUGCCUGGAACGCUGGAAACCUCGUGCCUUCUCCUUACAUUAUAAGAACUCUCUGUCGGCCCCGGCGAGAUCCCAGUUCUGGGGUUUCGAAACCAAGAAGUCGUCGCGUUGAUCAGGGUUUUAUUUCUCUGCUCGAUCGAAGCGUCGGCAACUCCCGGGGAUUGUCGGUCAUGGCGUCCUUCCGGCCGUUCCCCCCUCCUCCUCCCCCCCCAGUCCUCCUUUCCUCCGCCGCCGCCCUCGCAGGCGCCCGCGCAGAACCA
Molecule: messenger RNA, 303 nt
Organism: Elaeis guineensis (African oil palm)
Lineage: Eukaryota; Viridiplantae; Streptophyta; Magnoliopsida; Arecales; Arecaceae
Source: RefSeq, a predicted model, not a curated record